This is a messenger RNA of Malurus melanocephalus (red-backed fairy wren), 3762 nucleotides long. It is a transcript of the gene ATP6V0A1, whose product is annotated as ATPase H+ transporting V0 subunit a1. NCBI's taxonomy places the organism in Eukaryota, Metazoa, Chordata, Aves, Passeriformes, Maluridae. Bases 107 to 2560 code for a protein of 817 amino acids. Gene Ontology annotation, biological process: vacuolar acidification; proton transmembrane transport. Gene Ontology annotation, molecular function: proton-transporting ATPase activity, rotational mechanism; ATPase binding. The record is from RefSeq and is a predicted model, not a curated record. Gene Ontology annotation, cellular component: vacuolar proton-transporting V-type ATPase, V0 domain; plasma membrane; vacuolar proton-transporting V-type ATPase complex. The transcript is spliced from 22 exons.
GUCGCCAGGAGACGCCGCGGACGGGAGCCGGCUCGGGUCAAGCGGCGGCGGCGGCGGAGGCGGAGGCGGCAGCGGGAGAGGCCGCAGCGGCGGSAGCGGCGCCGCCAUGGGGGAGCUGUUCCGCAGCGAGGAGAUGACCCUGGCCCAGCUCUUYCUGCAGUCUGAGGCCGCGUACUGCUGUGUCAGUGAGCUGGGCGAGCUGGGCAAGGUCCAGUUCCGCGAUCUGAACCCCGACGUGAAUGUGUUCCACCGUAAAUUCGUCAAUGAAGUCCGGAGGUGCGAGGAGAUGGAUCGAAAGCUCCGGUUUGUGGAGAAGGAGAUUAAAAAGGCAAACAUUCCUAUCAUGGACACUGGAGAAAACCCGGAGGUGCCUUUUCCACGUGACAUGAUUGACCUGGAGGCAAACUUUGAGAAAAUUGAAAACGAGCUCAAAGAAAUCAACACCAACCAGGAGGCUCUGAAGAAAAACUUCUUGGAGCUGACAGAAUUAAAAUUUAUACUGCGUAAAACUCAGCAGUUUUUUGAUGAGGCUGAAUUGCAUCAUCAGCAGAUGGCGGAUCCAGACCUGUUGGAGGAAUCCUCUUCACUGCUGGAGCCGAGUGAGAUGGGAAGAGGUGCCCCRCUCCGACUCGGGUUCGUGGCUGGUGUGAUCAACCGUGAGCGCAUCCCCACCUUCGAGCGGAUGCUGUGGCGCGUGUGCCGCGGGAACGUCUUCCUGCGCCAGGCAGAGAUCGAGAACCCGCUGGAGGACCCUGCCACGGGGGAUUACGUGCACAAGUCUGUAUUUAUCAUCUUCUUCCAAGGUGACCAGCUGAAGAACAGAGUCAAGAAGAUCUGUGAAGGGUUCCGGGCCUCCCUCUACCCAUGCCCAGAAACACCCCAGGAGAGGAAGGAAAUGGCUUCUGGUGUCAAUACCAGAAUUGAUGAUCUUCAGAUGGUGCUGAACCAAACAGAGGAUCAUCGCCAGAGGGUUUUGCAGGCGGCCGCUAAAAACAUCCGCGUCUGGUUCAUCAAAGUGCGGAAGAUGAAGGCCAUUUACCACACCCUCAACCUGUGCAACAUCGACGUGACACAGAAAUGCUUGAUUGCUGAAGUGUGGUGUCCUGUUGCUGACCUCGAUUCCAUCCAGUUUGCWCUCAGGAGAGGCACUGAGCACAGCGGAUCCACUGUCCCAUCUAUUUUAAACAGGAUGCAAACCAACCAGACCCCACCCACRUACAACAAAACUAACAAGUUUACUUCUGGCUUCCAAAACAUUGUUGAUGCUUACGGCAUUGGGACAUAUCGGGAAAUAAAUCCAGCACCCUAUACCAUCAUCACCUUCCCAUUCCUGUUUGCUGUGAUGUUUGGGGAUUUUGGCCAUGGAAUCCUGAUGACUCUGAUUGCUGUCUGGAUGGUGGUGAGGGAAAGCCGGAUUCUGUCCCAGAAGAGUGACAAUGAGAUGUUCAACAUGGUGUUCAGUGGUCGAUACAUCAUCCUGCUGAUGGGGCUGUUCUCCACAUACACUGGUCUCAUUUACAACGACUGCUUCUCCAARUCCCUCAACAUGUUCGGUUCCUCRUGGAGYGUCCGGCCCAUGUUCACUAAAGGCAACUGGUCAGAUGCUUUGCUGGAGACCACUCCCCUGCUGCAGCUGGAUCCUGCUAUCCCCGGGGUUUUUGGUGGGCCCUACCCGUUUGGCAUUGACCCGAUCUGGAAUAUUGCCAGCAAUAAGCUGGCCUUCCUCAAUUCCUUUAAGAUGAAGAUGUCUGUGAUCCUUGGCAUUUUCCAGAUGCUCUUUGGUGUCGCCUUGAGUCUCCUCAACCACAUUCUCAUCUUCUACAAGUGGACAGCUUACGAUGCUCACACAUCCAAGGAAGCACCGAGCCUCUUGAUACACUUUAUCAACAUGUUUYUGUUCUCCUAUGAGGACACCAGUAAUAAAAUGCUUUAUAGUGGGCAGAAAGGGCUCCAGUGUUUCCUSGUGGUGGUGGCGUUGUUGUGUGUGCCGUGGAUGCUGGUGGCCAAACCCCUGGUSCUUCGCCAGCAGUAUUUAAGGAGAAAACACUUGGGCACGCACAACUUUGGUGGGAUCCGGGUGGGCAAUGGCCCAACGGAGGAGGAUGCUGAGAUCAUUCAACAUGACCAGUUAUCUACCCAUUCUGAGGAGGGGGAAGAGCCUACAGAGGACGAGGUGUUUGACUUUGGUGACACCGUGGUGUACCAGGCCAUCCACACCAUCGAGUACUGCCUGGGCUGCAUCUCCAACACGGCGUCCUACCUGCGCCUCUGGGCCCUCAGCUUGGCCCACGCACAGCUCUCCGAGGUGCUCUGGACCAUGGUGAUCCACAUUGGCCUCAGUGUCAGGAGCCUGGGGGGAGGCUUGGGCCUCGUCUUCAUCUUUGCUGCUUUUGCCACGCUGACAGUGGCCAUUCUGCUGGUCAUGGAGGGGCUGUCAGCCUUCCUCCACGCUCUGCGCUUGCACUGGAUCGAGUUCCAGAACAAGUUCUACACUGGCACAGGGUUCAAGUUUCUCCCUUUCUCCUUUGACAUCAUCCGUGAGGGGAGGUUUGAUGACUGAGCCCCCCACUCCAGCAGUGUUAAACGUUGUGUGUGUGUGUGUGUGAGUGACCCUCCCAACACCAAUUGUGUGAGUGACCCCUCCCCGUGUGUCCGAGUUGUGUGUGUAGUGACAGUUAACUUAUUGCAGCACCCCUGAGCGUUCCCAUGGCAUCCCAAAGCCAAAAGCUUUCACGUUCUGGGGUGAUGACACUGGAUCACAGAAACUUUCUGUUCUUUACGUUUACUCCCAAAGGUACCAAGUGCAUGAGGUGUCUCUUUUUUUUGGUGUGCUCCUUGUAUUGUGCAUUCCUUGGCAGCUGAUCAGGGCAGGAGAGAAAUGCAGCUGUGCUGAGGGGACAAAAGAGCACGUGGAGGAAAGGUCCAACGACCUCAACACGGGAAGAAUGAGGGCUGUUCCCCCUCUUAUUGCUGGAAUUUGGCUGCCUGGCUGUCACUGAGGGCAGGAUGGGGAGGGAUGAGCCUUGUUGGAAACUGGCACGUGUCACUGCAGGAAUUGCCACUGGCAGGGGAGCUUCUGGAGGGCUUCUGGUUUAAAACCAAAGCCUCGAAGCACAUCAGAUAGUGGUUAUGUGGGUUUGGCAUUGGUGGAGGCAGCUUUUGCACAGGUGGAGGUAGCAGUGACUCACAUUGUCUGUGCACUCAGGGCUGAGGAGCCCUUUAUGGGAGAGCAGUGGCCCACUCUUGCCAAAAUAGCACCACGGCAGGGGGUGUGUGGUGUGUCCCUGCAUUAGCUGUUGUUUUCUCUCCUGCCCCAGCUGUCAGUGUUUCCUUGCACUCCUCAACUCGAUGUAGCUGUAGCAGCAGUGGGGUGUGUGUUAGUGCUGUGUGUGACUGUCGGGGUUAAUUCUCCCAGUGGAGCUGAGUGUUUGUGUGUGAACAGAUUAUCCUUGACCUGGAAGCAAGCAGGAAAURCCUCGAGGUGCCAGGCUGCUUAAAAUUAGGUGAGAAAGUUACACGUACAUUGCACACUGCAGUGUGGGGCAUGGGGAGCCUUGUGCUGCACUUGGGCACUCACAGUGUCACRGGUGGACGUGGUGACCAUUCACAGAGGUUUUUGCACACUGAAGGGUGAAAUCAAAGCUGCAGGUGGAGCAUUGACAUGAGUCCUGCUGUGUUCUGCUGCCUGGGUGAAACRUGUUGCUGACAGUCACUGUAUAAAUUAAAUUAACUCCACAACAAGUACCGUGCUCUGUUUUCUGU